Molecule: messenger RNA, 6711 nt
Organism: Danaus plexippus (monarch butterfly)
Lineage: Eukaryota; Metazoa; Arthropoda; Insecta; Lepidoptera; Nymphalidae
Gene: Rich
Product: guanine nucleotide exchange factor subunit Rich
Exons: 26
Coding region: 118-4311 (1397 amino acids)
Biological process (GO): intracellular protein transport; retrograde transport, endosome to Golgi
Cellular component (GO): Golgi membrane; Ric1-Rgp1 guanyl-nucleotide exchange factor complex; cytosol
Molecular function (GO): protein binding
Source: RefSeq, a predicted model, not a curated record
UAUUGACAUUGUUGACGAAGUAUAUAGAGUUAUGAUUUAAUUUAAUUAUCGGAUCAAACAUGAUGUUAAAAUUUCAAUAAAUAAAUUAAAUAAUAAGGACGAAAUACCUUUGUAAAUAUGUAUUUUCCCAUAGGAUGGCCCAAAGUUCUGAAGAACUUAGGAACAGAAUCAAUUAUGCAAAUAGUGUCCAAUAGAGACAAAAUUUUGUUUGCAUCACUAAGCGAAGAAUGUUUUGCUGUUUGGUUUUGUAAGCCUAGUGUUCCAAUAGUAUACCACAGACGUACAUCAGAAUCUAUACAAAGACUUGGAGUGAAUGUUGGCAUUGAAUGGAAACCAGAUUCAUCAAUGAUAUGCAUAUCGACAUCGGAGGGCCAUUUGAUAUUAUAUAAUGUGGAAUCUCAAAAUGAACAAUCAGCAUAUCAGCAGUGUGAUCCACCAACGGCAAGCCUUAGAAGAGAUUCAGCGGAACUGUUUGUCAAAGAAGUUAUAACAUCACUGAAAAUCACUUUGUUCAAAGAGAUCCUUGUAUGGGACGGUCAUAUAACAAGAAUGUGUUGUAUAUCAGGCACAGAAAUACUCGUGUGCACUACAAGAGCUCAUCUACUGAGAUAUCGUUGGGACGGCAGUCAAAAUAGGGACUACUGUCUGGAUCUUGGAAGGAUCCCAUUUUCUAUCAAUCAACAAGUCUCGAAAGCCGAACCAAUUCUAGAAGACAACACACAUGUCAACGACAUUGAGUAUUCUCCACUAGUGUGUGGUUUUGGCAUAACUUUAAACGAUGGCAGAGCGGCUUAUCUCACAGCACCCAAUCUUAAGUUUGAUCCCAACGCAGUACAGGGUAUUUGGGCUCAGGGCAUCGACGACGCUACCUGUGUCAGAGUGAACCACAAGUUCCGGCUCAUAGCUAUUGGUAGGAGGAAUUCACAAAUAGAUGUUUUCACCAUCGACGAGUUGACGGGUGGGUUGGAACUCUCCCACACUAUGCUCCUCAGUUCAAAGGACUUUCCUGGUGACCCUGGACCGGUUAAAUGUAUGAGGUGGUCGGGCGACGGUCGCGCGGUGGCAGCUUGUUGGGAACGUGGCGGAGUGUCCGUUUGGAGCACCUUUGGAGCCCUGCUCGCGUGUUCCCUGGCGUGGGACUACGGCCUAAGUCGAGAUCUCGCCAAGGACAACCCUCUAGUCGUGUGCAGUAUGGAGUGGGCGACGGAAGGCUAUCAGCUCUGGAUGGUGAAAGUCGAGGACGAGACAAGGUCCAAUUUGAUACAAAUGGAUUUCGUUAAAAGCCCCCUCACUGUAAAUCCUUGUAUGAGCAACCAAAGACAUCUGUACUUGCAAGCCGAUGACAAGCUGUACAUCAAUUUAGAGGACAACCUGACCCGGCGUACCAAAAUAACAAUGGAUGAUUUCUCCGACCUGUAUCAAGAGAAUGGCAACGACCAGUCCUUGGAGUACGAGAGCGCGGCCAAGUACAAGGAGUUUGUUGACGAUAACGAGUGCAGGAAGCAGUGGACAGUGCUGCAACUGCCAGCCACUUACAUAGCCAGCAAUUGGCCCUUGAGAUACAGUGCGGUGGACACGAGCGGGGCCCACGUGUGUGUAGCGGGCCGGGCGGGCCUCGCACACUAUAGCAGUGUAUCGCGACGAUGGAAGUUGUUCGGUAACGAGGCCCAGGAGAGAGACUUCGUGGUCACCGCGGGCCUGCUGUGGUGGAGGGACUAUAUCAUAGCGGGCUGCUACAGCAUGACGUCAUCGCACGACGAGCUCCGCCUGUACCCCCGAGACUCCAAGCUAGACUCCCGCCUGGCUCGCCUCGUCCGCGCCCACGCGCAGGUCCUCACCAUGGACGUGUUGGCCGACCAGCUCGUCGUGUUCGGAGCUGACGCGCUCGUCUCCAUAUACGAGCUCACCAGGAUCGAUAACAUGGGGAACGUAGAGGUGCGCUGUGUGCAGGCGGUGGACGUGUCCGCUCUGUCUCACCCGGCCUGCGUGCUACAGGCCUCCCUCUGCCGGCUACAGGACGCACCAGAUUCCUUGAUAAUAAACGCUAGUGGAAAACUGAUGAUGGUCCAAAGAGAAGAAUACGACGUCGACGAAGACAAUAACCCGGCUUAUAGCUGUCUUCCAGCGACAGUACUGGCCUCAUGCGUGGAGAGCGUGUGGUCUGGCAGUGGCACGGGCACGCAGACUCAGCUCUCUAGAGCUUUGUGGCUAUGGUGUGGCUCGCUAGGGGCGAGGGUGUGGCUACCGCUUAUACCACGCGAAGCCACACGUCGGACCGACUCUUCACGACACACAUUCAUGGCUAAGAGGAUCAUGCUGCCUUUUCAUCUUGACAUAUACCCUCUGACAAUUCUAUUUGAUGACGCUAUUCUUCUGGGAGCCGAAAACGACACUACUCUAUACUCAUCGGAUUCAAACUUGGUCUUUUCGCUGCCGUUCUGUGUGAUCAAUAGGACGAGUCAAGUCUACUUGCACCAGAUCCUUCGUCAGCUGCUUCGUCGUAAUCUUGGCUAUCACGCGUGGGAGAUAGCUCGGUCCUGCGCCCAGCUUCCUUAUUUCCCCCACUCCUUGGAACUUCUGCUGCACGAGGUCCUGGAGGAGGAGGCCACCAGUAAGGAACCUAUUCCCGACGCACAACUACCAAGCGUUAUAGAAUUCGUACAUGAAUUUCCCGUUUACUUACAGACAGUCGUACAAUGUGCAAGAAAGACUGAAAUAGCUUUGUGGCCAUAUUUAUUCUCUGCUGCUGGAAAACCCAAGGAGCUGUUCCAAGAAUGUUUGCAGAAGAACAUGCUCGAUACGGCAGCGACUUAUUUAAUUAUAUUACAGAACUUGGAGAGUUCAUCCGUGAGUCGUCAGCUGGCGACCCAACUCCUAGACACAGCCCUGCAACACCAGCGGUGGGACUUGGCCAGGGACCUCGUGAGGUUCCUUAAAGCCAUUGAUCCCAACGACGUGGACUCGCCGAGGAGUUCCAUGAACGUUCAGACGAAGUACGGUCAGGUGGUGCAGUCACAGACCGUCAGUCCCAACGCCGAGGAUCUGUCGGUCAUACUAGGCAGCAUGCAGUUGGCGGGUGGUCGCGGCCGUAGUUUCAGUACUACAGUAGCGCCCCGGGAGCCUUCGCCCCCCGCGGGCGCUUCCCAGCCGGCCGCUCGACGCUCCACUGCCGCCACCCCCGCGCCCGCCGCCGUCAAGAGGAAGAAGUCAGUACCAGCCACCAGUGAAAAAGAGGCCUACACUGGGACAGCUGAAGAAUUCUUCAUCGAUAUGAUGAUACAGAGACACGCUCGUCUGUUACUGUCUACGGCUCGUCUGGUGUCCCUGGGCCGGCUGGCGGCGUCCCUGGACCUGCACCUGGUGGGCUGGCUGGCCGGGGAGAAGGAGAGAGCGGCCAGGGUUGACAACGCUGUGCUAUGUCUCAAGAGACUACAUGAAGACUUCAACUGGCCCUACCCGACCCUCACCGAGGAACAGGUCGCCGAGAUAGAGAGCAGCAUCGGUCCCAUGUUUCCUGCUCGCGGUGACAGCCAGUGCGGGGAUAGUGGCUACUUGUCGCUGUCCCUCCGAGCCCCCGACCACGCCGCAGCACCACCAGCGCCGCUCAGUUCCGUCGGUGAGUGCAGCGUUGCGGAGGGCGGUGCUGCGGCGUGGGGGGAGGAGUUAGCGGAGGAGGGGAGAGACGGUCUGGGGUGUUCGGGGCCGGGGGGAGUGGGGGGAGACCCGCACGAGGAGCGGCGGUACGUCGCGCUCAUGGAGAAACUACACCAUCACCAGGCAGAGAGGGGGGACCACACGGCGCGUGUACAACUCGGUUAUUUCCUGCAGCUGAUGAUGGAGGCUAGUUGUGUGGAGUGGGCGCUGGUGUUGUCGGUGGCGCUCCGGGACGCGCUGGCCGUCCUCCGCUGUACGAACGCGGCUCGCGGAGCGGACGUGUCGCCCGCCGCCGCCGCCCGCCUCCGGGACGCACACGUGCAGCUCCGGAUGUGGGCCGACACAGACUGCGUCGGCUACAGACCGUUCAUGUUGGCCAUAAGUAACCAGAUCCCGGUUCUAACGUCCAUUGUCAACGCUGGCAAUCCCGCUACAUUCGUGACGAACGAGAAGAGAGGUAGGUCGUCCAGGACCAGCUCGGUGUCGGAACUUAAGCAACAGGAAGCGAAACAUCCCGCGCCUAAGAAAGCACAGGAAAUAACUAAGCAAGUCAGAAAAGACUCGCCCGUCACAAUGCCGGAACCGGAAGACCCCAUGAAUAUGACACGACCGACGCUACAACACACAGAAGAAGCGUCUAACUGUGCCAUUAUGUGAAUUGACAAUUUAGAAUUAUGUAUCACUGAAGUUCAUAAAAUUUGACACUAAAAAAUAAACCCAUGAGACGUUUUUACAGAUUAGCGUUUUUUUAAACGCUCGUUUAUGCAUUAUCUUAAACUGAUUCAUCUAGAAAAAAGAUCUUGAAACAAAUGAUAUUCAAUAAAGUAUUUGUGGUGCCUCGUUUAAUGUUAAUGAUUUUUCUUUGUAUUGAACUCGCAAUCGUUAAAUUAAUAAACAAGUAGCACUAAACAUAUCAGCAGUUAAAAUUGCAAUAAAAAUUAAGGUAGGUAUGCUAUAAUAUAAAUUUUAAGUCGCCUACAAAUAUGCCUUAUGACGUUUUAUUGUUAAAAUUCAAGAUAAACAGAAGCCCCUGUCAACACUUUGAUUUUUUUAUAAUUUUGAGUUAUUUAAUCAAUGGUUACAAAACGGUUUAUUUCUUAGUUUGUUCCUGUUAAGCUCCUGUUAUGGAAACCUUCAAAUGAGUACCAACUAGGAUAAUUUUGUAUUUAUUAAUCCACUACUUAUUACAAAUCUUUUAAAAAGAUGCCAUUCAUUUAAUUUAAAAAAAAAAUGAAACAAAUGUGUUCCUUGCAUGUGUGAUUUUUUUUACAUCGAAGUUGAUUUUUUUUUAAAUUAUUUUCUGCAAUGUUACAUCUUCAUACUCUAAUAACCGCAUCUAUACAAAUAAUAACACAUCUCAUUUUCAACCAUAACGCUAAUGGAAUAAGGAUCAAUAAAAAGCAAUAACAUCAUAUCAGGAGGUUUUUCUUCAAUGAAUAUAGUAUAGGUUCUAAAUUAAUGUUUUACUUACUACUAUAAAGGUGAGGGCGUUAGGUCAAAUUUAUAAAUUAUUUUUGUACACAAACAUUAUAAAAUAUUUUUUAAAAUUUUCUUUCAUUUUAAAUUUAUUCUAGUCUUAUUUAGUUGUAACUUCAACUAUAAAUCAUUUUAAUUAUAUUCAUUCGAUUUAUAAUUAUAAAAAAAAAAAAAAAAAUAACCUGUAUAUCAAAUGGCCUUCUAACAUUAAGCACGGAUCUGGACAAGUAUAUACUCCUGAUAAUUGAAGUGUAAUUUAAAUAACUAAUAAUGUUCCUACAACAAAACGUAGACAAAAAGCUAUUAGGUAGUUUGUGAAUUUUAUAUGUAUUUAUAUAGAUCUAUCGCUGGUGUUGUGAGCCCAUUUGUAAUACAAAAAUAUUUAAAAAAAGAAAUUGUCUUCCCGGCUGAUAUUAAAGUUAAUAAUAAAUGUUAGUGAUGAUUAAAAAUAAUAAAAAAUAGACAGUAAGUAGUUUAGAUAAUAGAUUUAAUACAUUUUCAUAUGUUAAAUAAAUGUCUCGAUGAAUUAUGCAGCACCAAUGUCAUGUCACUUAAGAAGGUUUAAAAAACUUUUAGAUAUCUAGAUUUCAUUACAUUUAGGAUGUGGUCAAUGAAGAGAGAUAUUUUUUUUAAAUCUUUAUUAAAUUUAUAUAAACAAAAUUAACCUAUUGGUAAAGCAUUAUAUGUAUCUUUUAGUGUUUUUAAGCCAUUUCUACAUUCAUCUUUACUUUUUAAAAUAUUUUUUCUCCUUUAUUGGCCGUAUUAUGUUUAAAAUUAAACUAUUAUAAUUUCAAAGUAAUAUUCUUGUUAUAUUUACGUUAGAUUCAUAACUUAGUCAAGUAACAAUGUUCCAGUGACUAAAAACAUAAGAAAAAUAUUAUUCGAUUGUAUUAAAGAAAAAUACGAACACGCAUGGUUGAAGUAAUAAGAAUGGCUUAUAUUAAAGUUAUGUUAUAUGUUGCUCAAGAUAAUAAUCUCCUACAUAAAGAUAUUUUCGACUCAUUAACUCACCGAAUUGUUUUUCCCGCCAUCAAGGUGCCAAACUCCAACGAAACGCUUUUUUUUUUUGACAUCGUAUAGUACAAACACUUUUAACAUUAUAUCAUUUUUAGGUUAUUAUUAUUUAUUAAUAUUUUAAUUUUAGGAUAUCAAUACUAAUAUUAUAAUAAUCAACAGAGAAUGCCGAAGGGUAAAUAUUAAUGGUGUUUUUUAGUACUUUUCAUUAGAUUGAUGUUGUUUUAUAAUAGGUUUAGGUAAAAAAAAUUAAAGAAAUUAACUAGGAAAUUUAUACGUCACUGUUCGUGAUUCGACAUAAUCUCACAUUCCAAUAUGUAGUUAUUGCUAAUAUUAUAUAAAAUUAAGGAUACAUUGUUGUUAGGGAUGUCAAUUGUGUAAAUGAUUAACCGUCUACGACAGAACAGGUGCUAAUACUGAUGAUAUGUUAAUUAAAUUCUUAUCUUAUGUUUACGAUAUUUCGUGAUUAUAUAUGUAACAAUAAUUUUAGUGAACUUUCAUACAAUUUCCUAAUUAUUAUAUAUUACACAUGUCAGAUAUUAUUAUUAAACAAUUUUAUAGUAAUGA